This is a messenger RNA of Rotaria sp. Silwood2, 567 nucleotides long. NCBI's taxonomy places the organism in Eukaryota, Metazoa, Rotifera, Eurotatoria, Philodinida, Philodinidae. The record is from the annotation of a GenBank genome assembly.
AUGGGAAAUAUGAUCAUAGCAAUGGACGGUGCUCGUAUUUCGAGUCAUUGUCUGAUUGACCGGAGCAGAAGUUUAACACCAGUACAGCAUGCAUACAAUACCAUCGGAUUCGAACAAAUUACCGUCGACGGGUUGUAUAGUUUUACUUUAACUGCUGAAAGUAUUGAUGGCUCUUAUUGUGUUGGAACUGGUAGUAAUUUGAUUGUAUUUGUCAAUCCUGCUACUUCCAUUCGAAAAAAAUCAUUGGAAAUUGAUAGUUCCAUCUUGUCGUUUCCAACUCCAAACACAACUGGAGUUCCAGUAGGACAUAUGCCGAUCAUCACGAUCACCGAUCUUAAUCCUUCGGAGACAGUGGUAUCAUUAGCUCAAGGCUAUGUCUAUCAAGGUGGUUUAGAGGGAGAUGCAAUGAUGGGACUCUACUUUGAUGGGCAACAUCUCGGAAAUAAUGCUUCUAUGUGGACGGUAAAUGAUAUUUUUCGUGGAGCGGAACUUGUUGCGCCUAUGUAUACACAUGGCUUCGCAUCGGGAGUGAGAACAAUAUCUUUUGAUGCGUCAGCACUGCCAUGA